Molecule: messenger RNA, 891 nt
Organism: Mycena indigotica
Lineage: Eukaryota; Fungi; Basidiomycota; Agaricomycetes; Agaricales; Mycenaceae
Exons: 3
Coding region: 1-891 (296 amino acids)
Source: RefSeq, a predicted model, not a curated record
AUGCCCUUGUCACCGCCCCCCGCCACAGCCAACACGUAUCCGCCGCAGUCGCCGGCGCCCAAAGACCCUCCCUCAAUACCCGUCGAGCUUCUCGCUGCGUAUGCCAUCGGGGCAAGCGAAGCGGACGAGCGCGAGUUCAGCUUCUACGCGAAGCAGUUCGAUGGCCAGCUUGUAUUCUCAGGUAUCUUCUCCGCGAUCGUGGUUCAGCUUGUCCCGCAAACAUAUCCCCUGCUACAGACCGACAGCCCCGGGGCCUCUGCUAUAAUCAUGAACGUCGGAUUCUUCGGCGCGUUAAUUCUCAGCUUGUGUACUGUUAUCAUGGCGCUGCAGUGUCGAGCGUGGUUGGAUGGCUACGAGGCCUUUCGGUUGUCGGCGUGCGACCCAGCAAAGAACUCGCGCGAGGUGUUGGCUGCCGCAUGUCGGUUGCGGGAAUACCGCUACCAAGGACUCACCAAAUUCCACGUGCUCUUUGCUGCGCGUUCUUCUGGUCCGAUGAUGAUUUACGGCGCCUUCCUGCUGUUCUUCGUUGGCCUCAUCGUGCUGCUGCUCUCGGCGAACAAGCCCAUCGCCAUCGCCGCUAUCACUUUCCUCGGUCUGUUCCUAUGUGGCCACCUCAUCACGACGAUUGUGCCCUGCUUCCGCCCCGAUGCGCCGUAUAAGACGCCAAUGAGUGGCUUCAUUGUUGCGUGGUACCAUGGGUUCCGUUUGGGGAAGCCGCCUUCCCAGGAGCUCGUGGAUGGGGUGGAACGCGAAGAAGUGGAGGGGCUGGGGGCCAAUCUGGAUAAGGAUAUUCUGGCGUGGCUGGCCAGAAACGGGAGUAGCAACGUGGUGCGUGAGUUGGCGGAGAGAGAACUGCUUUCAAGGCAAGGGAAAGGAAACCUUGAGGCAUAA